CUCGUUUGUAGUUUCAUUCCUUUAAAACUCGGCAAUGAGAACGCCAGGAACGGGAUCGAUAAAGCAUUAACAAAUAUGUGACUUGAGAGCCACGAUGCAUUUCACGAAUCCAAUGAGAGAUGGCGCAGCUGGUCUCAACUUGCCCCUUAGAAGCCUGAUCCUUCUCAACAGCGAGGGACCAAUAAAGCCCAGUUGCGAGCCUGCCCCAAUAGCCUACCGCUGAAAAGUAUCACAGAAAUUGAAUCUACUAGAUUUCAGUCUAAAGAGGAGACCCCGCCAUGGGAAUCACGAUCCUGAACCUUCCUACAGAAGUUACUGAACACAUAGCGUCGUAUCUUUCACGAAGCGACCUAUACAGCCUUCGGCUUGCGCAUCCCAGGCACCUGCCGGAACUGACCCUGGAUCGGCUGCGUCAAGUGCAUCAGUGGAACGCUGCCCCGUUUUCUUUACAGCUGAUUUCGAGCUACAAGAAAUGGGACGCGGCCCCCGCGUUGCGUCGAGUCCCCAAACGACACAUCCAGGUCUCAGACGAGCAGGACCAGUCUCUUUGGCGUAAGCUCAGAUGCACUGCCGACAGUCCAAAGAACGGUCGCGAUCUGUAUUGCUUCUGCGUACCGUGUGUCGCCCGUCGCGAAUAUGUCAAGGACAUCACGGACUACACGGUCACGUAUUACUGCCUUGUGAGAGGGUUCGGAACGACCAUUCACCCCAUGCGUCGAAGAAGCUGGGAUCGGGCGCUGAAGGAUCUGUCAGUCCACCCGGUGUUUUCCCCGUGGAUCACUUCGGUCUGCGUAUGCCCGCGGCCUUUGUGGCACAGUAACAUUAAGACGGGCUCGCUGGGGAUCGAUCAUCUCGGCCUCGGAGAGGCAAUCUGUCGCUUCCCUAGCCUGGAAACACUGUGGAUGUAUGAGGGUGUUCGCGACGAGCAUGAGGCGGCCAAUUCGUAUGAGGUACGCUCCGUGAUAGCGGAGAUGGUUAAAACGAGCACGCCUGGCCCAGCUUUGAAAAAUUUGAUCAUAGCUGAGGUUCGGGUAAGUCAUGAGAUCCUAGCCGCCGUUAUCAGGAAAUAUGAGUCCACGCUUCGACACGUGUGCCUGGACGGCCUAGCGCUCGACGACGACUACUUCACCAGAACCGUGCUCAGAGCGCUCAUUCCUUGUCGACUCGCGUAUCUGAAGCUCUUCGGGCUCCGCGCAAGAGAGUCUAGCGUUGUACCAGGAAAUGAGGAAGAAGUCCAAGGAGCAGAACGGGAUAUGGGCAUAAUCCUGCGACAUCCGAGUACGGAAUCGCUUCCGUUUGAAGUUCGAUACUUUCGCAACAAUCUCUGGGAAAAUCCGUACAUGGUCCAGCAAUCGAUUGUGGUCAACGGGGAGGAUGUUUGGCAAAGCUCGCGAGGUUGGCUAUGUGGGCUCAAAGAAUGUCGUAGUUAUCACGACAGCAAGUCCCUAGUAUCUCGAGCUGAUUCAGCGGUGGAGGGGCAUGUAGUCAAAUUCAAAGAUGCCUCCGAGAGUUUCGAAACAGAGAGCGUGGUGAAAUAUAAGUCGGGGGCGAACAAUGGGCUCAGAGAACUUCCGCAGAGUGGCUGGAUAAGAAUAUGAAGGCCUUGUUUUUGAUGGCGAAUGUCAUGCAUAAAACCACGCGGCUCAUACAGUCGCAGGAUGGACUC
This is a messenger RNA of Verruconis gallopava, 1666 nucleotides long. RefSeq lists its product as uncharacterized. The transcript has a single exon. Gene Ontology annotation, molecular function: protein binding. The record is from RefSeq and is a predicted model, not a curated record. Bases 279 to 1598 code for a protein of 439 amino acids. Lineage: Eukaryota; Fungi; Ascomycota; Dothideomycetes; Venturiales; Sympoventuriaceae.